AUGGCCACAACGACCCUGAAGGUUGGCGGCAUGACCUGCGGAGCCUGCACGUCCGCGGUGGAGGCAGGCUUCAAAGGGGAAGACGGGGUCGGGAAUGUGUCGGUCAGUCUGGUUAUGGAGAGGGCCGUGGUGAUUCAUGAUCCUCAAAAGAUUGCGGCAGAGAGAAUACAAGAAAUUAUCGAGGAUCGAGGCUUUGAAGCGGAGGUACUAGCCACAGAUCUCCCCUCGCCAAUGUUCAACAGAAGGGGCUAUUUAUACGAUGAAAACGAGGACGGAACGGAAGAGGAGGAGGAGGAGGUGGAGGAGCUUUUUACAACAACAACAUUAGCUGUGGAGGGUAUGACAUGCGGAGCGUGUACAUCUGCGGUCGAAGGAGGAUUCAAAGAUAUCGCUGGACUCAAGCACUUCAGCAUAUCGCUGUUGUCAGAAAGAGCGGUAGUGGAGCAUGAUGCGUCUCUCCUGAGUGCUGAGAAGAUCGCUGAAAUUAUUGAGGAUCGAGGCUUCGGGGCAACAAUUGUGGAAAGCAGCAUCGCAGCACCUUCCCGCAGUCUGAAGUCACGGCGGACCAGUGUUGGGAAGAGAGAAAAAGUGGCAACGACCACUGUUGCUGUUGGUGGAAUGACCUGUGGGGCGUGCACUUCAGCGGUUGAAGGAGGAUUCCCACAAAGUCUGGACGGCCUGAUCCAGUUCAACAUCAGCCUCUUGGCUGAGCGAGCAAUCGUCGUCCACGACCGCUCGAAAUUAACGCCCGAGCAGAUUGCUGAGAUCAUCGAGGACAGAGGAUUUGACGCUAAGAUUCUCUCUACGCAACUGGGGAGCUUAAGUCAAAACUCAACAGCCGCAGUGGCCAUGUUCAAGGUCUUUGGAGUAAGAGAUGCAGCUGCCGCCACAGCACUGGAAGAGAAGUUGAAGUCGAUGCCUGGUGUCAACUCAGCAACUAUUAGUCUGUCAACAUCGCGACUAAACAUCUCCCACCAACCUAACAUCGCUGGACUAAGAGCUCUUGUUGAGCUCAUUGAAGCCCAGGGAUAUAAUGCCCUUGUCGCCGACAAUGAUGACAACAAUGCCCAACUGGAGUCAUUGUCUAAGACGAAAGAAAUCACAGAGUGGCGUAGAGCGUUCAAAACCUCUCUUGGCUUUGCCAUUCCAGUUUUCCUCAUCAGCAUGGUCAUCCCGAUGAUGUUACCGGCGCUCGAUUUUGGGAGUUUGGUUGUUGUCUUUGAAGGUCUCUACCUCGGCGACAUUGUUUGUUUGCUACUUACGAUACCCGUCCAAUUCGGUAUUGGCAAGCGUUUCUACAUCUCUGCAUAUAAUUCUAUGAAACAUGGGUCGCCAACCAUGGAUGUUCUCGUCGUGCUCGGAACAUCUGCGGCAUUCUUCUUCAGCGUUGCGGCAAUGAUUGUCUCCGUCCUAGCUCCUCCUCACACUCGGCCCAGCACUAUCUUCGAUACGAGCAGUAUGCUCAUCACCUUCAUCACUCUUGGACGCUUCCUUGAGAAUCGCGCGAAGGGACAGACCUCAAAGGCAUUGUCAAGACUAAUGUCACUUGCUCCAUCUAUGGCUACCAUUUACGCUGAUCCGAUCGCGGCUGACAAGGCCGCGGAAGGGUGGGAAGUGGCAAUUGGCUCAGGAAACGAACCAAAGUUGGAGUCUACCCAAGAAGGCAAUGCAGCAGAGGAGAAGGUCAUCCCCACUGAGCUCAUUCAAGUUGGUGAUAUUGUCAUCCUGAGACCUGGUGACAAAAUCCCCGCUGAUGGCACUGUCACUCGAGGGGAGACCUACGUCGAUGAGAGCAUGGUCACUGGAGAAGCGAUGCCAGUUCAAAAACGGAAAGGCAGUCUCCUAAUUGGAGGUACUGUUAAUGGUACUGGCCGCGUGGACUUCCGCGUUACACGAGCCGGCAGAGACACACAACUCAGUCAAAUCGUCAAGCUUGUCCAAGAUGCGCAAACCACCAGAGCUCCGAUUCAACGACUGGCCGAUACGAUCGCCGGGUAUUUUGUCCCGACAAUUCUUCUCCUUGGGUUUCUGACUUUCGCAACCUGGAUGGUUCUCAGUCACGUUCUUACUCAUCCGCCAAAGAUCUUCAUUGACCAGGCGAGUGGUGGGAAGUUCAUGGUCUGUGUGAAGCUAUGUAUAUCAGUCAUCGUCUUUGCUUGCCCUUGUGCUCUUGGUCUUGCCACCCCUACCGCUGUUAUGGUUGGAACUGGAGUUGGUGCCGAGAAUGGCAUUUUGGUGAAAGGUGGUGCUGCAUUGGAGACAACCACCAAAGUUACCCAAGUCGUACUCGACAAGACUGGCACCCUGACCGUCGGGAAGAUGAGCGUGGCUAGCUCCAAUCUUGUACCUACCUGGCAAAACAACGAGUGGCGAAGGAAGCUGUGGUGGACAAUUCUCGGUCUCGCUGAAAUGGGCAGUGAGCAUCCAAUCGGAAAAGCUAUCUUGGCUGCUGCAAAGGAAGAAUUGGGUCUCGGUAUUGAAGGCACCAUUGACGGCAGCAUUGGCGAUUUUGAAGCUGUUGUGGGCAAGGGCAUCAACGCUCUCGUCGAGCCUGCUUCAAGCGCCGAGCAAGCACGAUACCGCAUCUUGAUCGGGAGUGUCAAGUUCCUUCGAGACAACAACAUCACGGUACCUCAAGAAUCAAUCGAUGCUUCGGAAGAAGCAAAUACCAAAGCAGCCGGAUCCUCCAAAGCUGCAUCGGCAGGGACCACAAACAUCUUCAUCGCCAUUGACGGAGCGUUCACCGGACAUCUGUGCCUCGCAGAUACCGUCAAGGACAGCGCCCGUGCGGCCAUCGCUGCUCUCCACCAGAUGAAAAUCAAAACUGCAAUCGUGACCGGCGACCAACGGCCCGCCGCUCUCGCCGUUGCACGCAUUGUCGGCAUUCCCUCGAAGAAUGUCCAUGCCGGCGUAACACCGGAUCAAAAGCAAGACAUUAUUCGUAAGCUCCAAAGUCAGGGAGAAUGCGUCGCAAUGGUUGGUGACGGCAUCAACGACUCGCCAGCUUUGGCGACUGCCGAUGUAGGCAUUGCCAUGGCCUCGGGCACAGACGUCGCUAUGGAAGCUGCCGAUAUCGUAUUGAUGAGGCCAAACGAUCUUAUGGAUAUCCCAGCUUCCAUCCAACUAGCCCGUGAUAUCUUUGGUCGUAUAAAGCUCAAUCUUGGUUGGGCUUGUGGGUACAACAUCAUUGGCCUUCCAUUCGCAAUGGGCUUCUUCUUGCCCUUUGGCUGGCAUCUUCAUCCUAUGGCUGCAGGGGCUGCCAUGGCAGGUAGCAGCGUCAGUGUUGUGGCGAGCAGUCUACUCCUGAAAUUUUGGAAACGGCCACGAUGGAUGGACGACGCGUUGGCAUCGGAGAACGGCCAACUCAGAAGAAGAGGCAAGGGAUGGGGUCUAGGUGGACUCGUAGGCAAAGCCACAGAUAUCGCCAGGGCUGUCACGGGCAGAAGGAGAAAGGAGGAAGACGGCUACGUGCCCUUGAAUACCCUGGAAGCUGUGUAA
This is a messenger RNA of Hyaloscypha bicolor E, 3498 nucleotides long. Its product is annotated as heavy metal translocatin. Gene Ontology annotation, molecular function: ATP hydrolysis activity; P-type divalent copper transporter activity; ATP binding. NCBI's taxonomy places the organism in Eukaryota, Fungi, Ascomycota, Leotiomycetes, Helotiales, Hyaloscyphaceae. Gene Ontology annotation, biological process: copper ion homeostasis; monoatomic cation transport. The transcript has a single exon. The coding region runs from base 1 to 3498 and encodes 1165 amino acids. The record is from RefSeq and is a predicted model, not a curated record. Gene Ontology annotation, cellular component: membrane.